Messenger RNA from Python bivittatus (Burmese python), 2006 nucleotides. Lineage: Eukaryota; Metazoa; Chordata; Lepidosauria; Squamata; Pythonidae. The record is from RefSeq and is a predicted model, not a curated record.
CAGACCUACAGGUGGGGAGGAGAGCCAGUGAUGGGGCCACGUGACGCUUCCUCUCCCACCCUCUUCUUGCCCUGCCAGGGCAACAUAUCCCAGUACAGUCUGCCUGAAAUGGAGAACGAGGACCAGCCUUUCUACCAAGAGCUGGACAGUAGGAGAAGACAGAGAAGGAGGAGAUAUUCCGAGAAAGGAGGGGAGGAAGAUGGCCAUAAGCAUGGCCAAGCGCAGCGCGACCUGCAGGAGAUGGAGAGCAAGUACCGGCACAGCCAGAUGGAGUGGGAGCAGGUGCAGGAGGAGCUCCGUCUGUGCAAGGAGGAGAUUGAGAGGCUGAAUGGCAGCAUCCCCAUUGGAGGACGGGUCUCCCCCGCCCCCGGCUCUCCCACAAUUUCACUCCCUCUCAUAGGACUGGUUGUCAUAGUAGCUCUGCUCUGGUGCUGGUGGGCUGAGACCUCCUCCUAAACCCAAUCAGGUCCCCGUUGGAGGAAUGAAGCCCCUCGCCCUGUUUGUCGUCUUGGCGGGGGGCUUAAUCUUGCUGAAGAGAUUCAGCAGCAGUGGAUCGCUGACCUGAGGACCCUCCCAGCCUCCUUGUGGAGAGGACCACGCUUGCCACAUGCCCUGUCCCCCAUCCCAACUUGGUGAAAACUGAGCAACAACACCCCCUCCCAACCCGACUGCUCAGAGGAGCCUCUGGAUCCAGCCCCCGCGAUUUCUGGGAAGGGCCAGCUCAUCUCAGCCAGGGCAGGCCCUUAGCUGCCCAUCCCCCCUUACCCUCUUUGAAUCCCCCCCUGGCUUGCACUGUGCCAUGCUCCCCCCCCCGAAAAGAGCAGGAGGACGGUCCAGUAAUUGGGCUUCCAAGUUGUAUCUGCUUCCAGCUCUUGGCCCCAGGAUGGUGGGACAAGACAUCUCUGGAUCACCACACCAAGUCUUGGCACUGCUUCUGGGGGGUCUGAAACUGCCCUCUUUCUAAACUGGGGGGGACACCGGGAACGGCUGAGAGGGCUCGGGAGGGAGGAGUCAGGGCAUUGGCUGAGCCCAGCCUGGUCUGGGAGCCCGGCCAAAUGGAGCCGAGAGCCCUUCCCCUUUGCAGCCCCUCGCCUGCCAGAGCCCCUGCUGAUCCCCACUCUGCCCUUUGAAAGGUGGCUGACCCCCACAGCUUAAAUACCGCGUGCAUUUCCCGGGGAAUCGCGUGCCACGAGCAUGGAAGUCAGAGCAGGGUGUUGGGUGGGACGAGGCUGUUUGUCCAGCAAUAUUAGAGCCUCUUUUAACACUGAUGCUCCGGAGGGGCCGAGGCAGAACAUGCCUCCCUUUGCAUUCCCCGUUCUUAUUUUUCUCAGAGCUCCUGCUCAUUUCUCCCCAUCUCAGGAUAGGCACAAUCUGUGCAUUUUGUCCACGCGCCUGCUUCCUUCCUCCUCUUUCGUGGCCCGACCGUGCUGCUGCAUUGCACACAGUAUUGUUGGGCUCCUGGGGCUGCUCCACGUGGCCGUCUGUUUCUCUGUGUGUGUGAAUGAUGUUUGAUCCUUCAACCCCAGCACGAUUGGAUGUAACAACCCCCCUGUGGCCCCUGGAGCCUGCCAUUGCUUAUUUUCAACCCGGGGUGUCUGCAGGGUGUGCUUAAAACAGUGAAGUUGGUGGCCACCAUGGUGUGGCCAGAGCUCUGCAGAGCUUCGAUCACGUUGUCGUGGCCACCAGCUUCACCGCAGACACCCCGGUUUUCCACGUAGACGGGAGCAGGCGGGACGCCACAGCACCGGGUCUGCCAUUUUGGGUUCAGGGUCUGCUGUUCUCGCCCCGCAUGUGGUGUGCAAUCGUGUUCUUGCAUGUGUAGCCCCCUCCGUCCGUUCACGGCUGGUUCCCCGCCUCCCCUGGAUCUCCUCCCUUGACCUGCUCUCUGUCUCCACCAUGAAGGGGCCCGUUGCAGACCAGCACAAGCCGACCACCCCAGAGACUCUGCAAAACGUUCUCCUUGCCGUCUUCUCUGUUGUAACUCGGUAAAAAGAGCUUUAUAAAUA